GAAUGAAUGGAUGUGCCAGACAGCACUCCCUUUUCUCUUGGACUUCAUUUUUCAUGACAAUUGUGUUUGGUUGCCGGGAAAAAUGAAACAGAAGCUUAAAUUUUGAAUUUCUAUUUGGAAAUCCAGAAGAAAAAGGAAAAAAAAACUUUUACUCAACUGAGUCUGGUAUGAAUGGGCGGUUCAUCUUUUGAACAUCAAAAUUUUCUUUUCUUUUCUUUGUUUCUUGGCAACCAAACGCUGUGUGAUUCUGGUAGCUUUGUUCAUGUGACCCGAAAGUCUUGAAUUGAAGUGAAGUGAAGUGAAGUGAAGUGAAGACAUGGCCUCUGCGCAUGGAUUUGCUUCUUCUCUGAUGAGUCCGACCGAAUUGGGCUUUACACUUUCUUCAUCCUUCUCAAUUCAACGGCCCCGGUUGAUCGUUCCCAAGUUUUCUCGGAGUUUUUUAGGGGAAUAUUGUUCAAGGGCAACUACAAUCUGCAACCACCAAAACCCUAGGUUUGUAGUCCCGAAACGAGAUAAAAUUCGAGAAUUUAGGUUGUUCAAAUCGGUUGAAUUGGAUCAGUUUCUGACGAGUGACGAUGAAGAUGAAAUGAGCGAGGGCUUUUUCGAAGCCAUAGAGGAAUUAGAGCGAAUGACGAGGGAGCCCUCGGAUGUUCUCGAGGAAAUGAAUGAUCGGCUUUCUGCUCGUGAAUUACAGCUGGUGCUGGUGUAUUUUUCGCAAGAAGGAAGGGACUCGUGGUGUGCACUGGAGGUGUUUGAGUGGCUUAGGAAGGAGAACCGAGUUGAUAAGGAGACUAUGGAGCUUAUGGUUUCGAUAAUGUGCAGUUGGGUUAAGAAGCUGAUUGAAGGGGAACAUGAUGUUGGGGAUGUGGUCGACCUUCUUGUGGACAUGGAUUGUGUUGGACUCAAGCCUGGUUUUAGUAUGAUUGAGAAAGUGAUAUCUCUGUAUUGGGAGAUGGAGGAGAAGGAGAAAGCAGUUUUGUUUGUGAAAGAGGUUUUGAGACGGGAAAUUGCUUAUUCUGAGGAUGAUGGGGAUGGCCAUAAAGGAGGCCCAACUGGGUAUCUUGCUUGGAAGAUGAUGGCAGAGGGGAACUACAGGGGUGCAGUCAAAUUGGUGAUUCAUCUUAGAGAAUCUGGGUUGAAGCCAGAGGUCUAUAGCUACCUCAUUGCAAUGACAGCUGUAGUUAAAGAGCUGAAUGAAUUUGCAAAAGCUUUACGCAAGUUAAAAGGUUUCACAAAGUCUGGUUUGAUAGCUGAACUUGAUGCAGAAAAUGUUGAACUUAUUGAGAAGUACCAAUCUGACCUUCUAGCUGAUGGGGUGUGCUUGUCCAAUUGGGUGAUUCAAGAGGGAAGGUCUCCCCUUCAUGGGGUGGUUUAUGAGAGACUCCUUGCUAUGUACAUUUGUGCUGGUCGUGGACUUGAGGCAGAAAGACAAUUGUGGGAAAUGAAGCUUGUGGGUAAAGAAGCCGAUAGGGAGCUUUAUGACAUUGUCCUGGCCAUCUGUGCUUCCAAAAAAGAGGCCAGUGCUAUUUCACGAUUGCUUACUGGAAUGGAGGUCACAAGUUCUAUACGUAGGAAGAAAACCUUAUCAUGGUUGUUGAGAGGUUACAUUAAAGGAAGCCAUUUUGAUGAUGCUUCAGAAACAAUUAUUAAAAUGCUUGACUUGGGCCUGUGUCCAGAGUAUCUAGACAGGGCAGCUGUGCUGCAGGGACUGAGAAAUAGGAUCCAACAAACAGGAAAUGUAGAAACUUAUCUCAAGCUUUGCAAGCACCUUUCCGAUGCCAAUUUGAUUGGACCUUGUCUUGUAUAUCUGUAUAUAAAGAAGUAUAAGCUUUGGAUCUUAAAAACGAUUUGAAUAAUUCUGAAGAAAAGCUACAAGAUUCUGUGUUCCAAAAUCUGUUUUGGAAGCAUGCACUCAUGGUUCAGAUUUUGUACCACAAAAGUUUAUUGUACUGGAACCUUUUUUACGUGCGAAUCCUGUAUAGUUUUGGAUGCUAUAAGAGAGUAAAUGAUGCUGAUGAACCAGUCUAGGAGAUUGAGUGCCUGUGGAAAUUAGAAAUACAUUUUGGUUAAUCUUGCUCUCAGACUCGAAUAUGUGUAAAUAAGGUGAUGCUGUAAACACAGUCAAGAUUCGAGAACCUUCGACAUGAUGUAACUUGAAAGACUGCAUAUACGUACUACAGGUGUGUUCUUAUGGCAUUCUUGUUCCUUUCUUGCUUGAGUGUCAUACUUAUACAAAGAACAAAAUUAGAAGAUAAUUUAUAUAUGUUGGACCUCUAUUAUAUAUUUUAUGUUCAUCUGUUAUGAUCA
Molecule: messenger RNA, 2307 nt
Organism: Vitis riparia (riverbank grape)
Lineage: Eukaryota; Viridiplantae; Streptophyta; Magnoliopsida; Vitales; Vitaceae
Product: pentatricopeptide repeat-containing protein At2g30100, chloroplastic
Exons: 2
Coding region: 317-1852 (511 amino acids)
Molecular function (GO): protein binding
Source: RefSeq, a predicted model, not a curated record